AGUCUCGCGAGAACUGCGCGAGUGCCUGCCGGAUCGCGCGGGCCGGGUGUUCGCGUCGGGGCCGGGCUGGGCGUCGCCUGCUCCGCGUUCGCUGCUCCAGGUCUCCGGUGUGGACGCCGGAAGCGAGCCCUGUUGGUCGUCGGCCGGGGACCGCGCGGUGCGGACGAUGUCCGGGAGCUUCUACUUCGUGAUCGUCGGCCACCACGACAACCCGGUGUUCGAGAUGGAGUUCCUGCCGGCCGGGCGGGCGGAGUCCAAGGACGACCACCGUCACCUGAACCAGUUCAUCGCGCACGCGGCCCUGGACCUGGUGGACGAGAACAUGUGGCUGUCGAACAGCAUGUACCUGAAGACCGUGGACAAGUUCAACGAGUGGUUCGUGUCGGCGUUCGUCACCGCCGGCCAUAUGAGGUUCCUGAUGCUGCACGACGUGAGGCAGGAAGACGGCAUCAAGAACUUCUUCACCGACGUCUACGACCUGUACAUAAAGUUCGCGAUGAACCCGUUCUACGAGCCGAAUUCUCCGAUCCGCUCGAGCGCGUUCGACAGGAAAGUGCAGUUUCUCGGGAAGAAACACCUUCUGGGCUGAAGGCGGAGGAAUUCUGGGACAGCGCGGCCGCGGGGGGAGGGGGGCGGGGCGUCCUCGGGGCCGUGUGCGCUGUAGGU
Molecule: messenger RNA, 666 nt
Organism: Lepus europaeus (European hare)
Lineage: Eukaryota; Metazoa; Chordata; Mammalia; Lagomorpha; Leporidae
Gene: TRAPPC2
Product: trafficking protein particle complex subunit 2
Exons: 5
Coding region: 167-589 (140 amino acids)
Biological process (GO): endoplasmic reticulum to Golgi vesicle-mediated transport
Cellular component (GO): cytoplasm; nucleus; TRAPP complex
Source: RefSeq, a predicted model, not a curated record